Molecule: messenger RNA, 2454 nt
Organism: Babesia sp. Xinjiang
Lineage: Eukaryota; Apicomplexa; Aconoidasida; Piroplasmida; Babesiidae
Exons: 1
Coding region: 1-2454 (817 amino acids)
Source: RefSeq, a predicted model, not a curated record
AUGGGAGGGAGACUCUCGACAAAGCGCUGCGCUUUUCACUCUCGUGGCGACAAGGAAUCCAUAUUUGAGAGUUUACUGCAAUUUCCCAGAUUAAAAAUCACGGAUGAAUCUGAUCAGGAACUCGAAGAAUGGAUGAAACGCUUGUUUUUCACACCUAUUGACAAUGUGGCUUACGAAGCUAUAGAAAUCUAUAUCAAAAACUUCGUAAUCGACAAAUUACUUAAGGUUAACCUAAAACAUGGGCAUAUGUACCGGUACUGGGAACGUUUCACCAUUCUUUUAGAGCACGUGCUACGAUGCGACAAAUCCGAAGAAAAUGACGAUUAUAUGGAACAACAGUCCCAUAUAUCAGAAACAGGAUCAAAUAUUGACAUGCAAAUAGCAAUCGAUAAGGACCUUGAACAUCUACAGGGACAGACAUCCGAUGACCUUGAUACAAAAGAUGUCCCCCUUCCUACUGCGGCAUUUUACGAACUCAAACCAAAACGGUCAUCAUCACGUGUGGAACCGCCAUUGUCAAAAAUGGACAGCGUGAUUCAUAUCGAUCAAGAAGAUGCCACUCUAUUGGGACUAUAUGAGCGCGUACGCCAAGGUAAAUGUGCAAUUACACGAUGCUUGACACUCUUCGUAAUAUCAAGGAUGUUAAUGAAGUGUCUAAUGGAUUCAGUAAAUGCAGUGGAGCUACUGUUCCACAUGGACUAUGUUCCAUGCUAUUUGGAAUGGAGCUAUAAAGCAACCUUUAAAUUGAAUGCGGAAGAUGGGAUAAAUCUAGUCACAGAUGAUCCGCAGAAUUAUAUGACAUAUGGCAGUCAGGAUACUAACUUAUGGCACUCAAGCUCAAGUAAAACGUAUUCAGCUUUUGAAAGUAAAUCUUAUGAACAUCUAGCUGGAUCGGGGGAAGACGGAAGUUAUGUGAUGCCAGGGUCUGGAAGAUCGGCGGAAGCUCCAAUUAGACAAAAAGCAAAGGAUAAAAUGGAAAUUAACAGAACUGUGAGAUUAAGAUUCCCUGUUGAAGAAAACACAAUCAACACGGUUAUCACAGCAGGAUCAACUCUGAAGUCUAUUGAAGAGACCAUUGUGAAUGGUGCCAUGCUCGAAUGGUCCGAAAGUAGUAUUAAGGCACUACACCAAGGGUUUUGCUUCAUAGACCAUAAUAUGCAUAUAUUUUCAUUAAAAAGUUUUGAAGUAACAGUAUUCGAGAGGAAAGGCGUAUCCGAAUUCAUGAUCAUUCCUUUGUGUACCAUAGAUUAUGGAGGAUCAGGGUAUCCAUCACGGCUACGAAGGCUACUACUUGCGUUAUUUUCGUACACCACGGCUAAUAUAACGGCAAAGUCGGCCUUACAUGAUACCUUUCUCAAAGCAACACAAUCGAUGGUCUCUGAUGUAUUGAUUCUACUGCUAUCUAGCAUAGUAUUGGCGCCAUAUCUCAACACUUACCCAGGACCACCCAAAAUGGUCGAACUGCCGCCGAUGUUUUCAUGGGUUACAGAAAUACCAAAGAGUACCAAGUCAGUAGCCCCUUACUACUACAUACAUAUGGAUUAUUUGCGAUGGCAGCUAUUUUGCGAUGUACCUGGACGUGUAGAUCCCAUAGCGUUACAAUACAUUAUUGGGUAUUACUACAAAAAACAGGCGUCCAUGAAAUACUGCACAAUGGAGACAUUAAGGCUGGGAAUAGGGGAUCUAGGACCGGUGGCUACGGUGAAGUGCCUAAUACGGAUAUUCUCGGCAAAUUCGGAAAUUGGAUGUAAACGGCAUUUGUUAAAUCUGCGUAACCACGCAACAUUGUUGUUUUUGAUAUUGAUAGGGGCAAAGGAGAGGGGUGAUGCACUAUAUCUGGACGACAAAACUAACACUCAUCAACAAAAUUAUUCCAGUACCAUCGGCACAACGCAAAAUAUACCACCAUCACGUCUCGCAUCGAUAUUGGAAGAGGCAGGGGUAGAUGUGCCGGAUGUAAUAAGGAAUCAACAAACAUCGCCAAUGAGCGCUAUGUAUGCCAAAUGGUUGAAAGAAAACAUCCCGUCACAACUUAUGGCCACAUUGGCAAAAGCCCUUAAAAAUGUUAACGCAUCGAAAAUUUGCACUAACGAAUUGUGGCUGGUGUUAAUAUCUGUUCUUUCUAACGAUAAAAGCUUCACACUCACAUUCUAUGCCAAGCCCGGAUUAUUCAUCAAGGAAGUCAUCAACACCAUGAAAAGGCAGUCGGCAAUGUCUGGGGAAUAUGGCAAAUUUGAUCCUUAUCAUAAUAUGGAGCCGGUAUCGACAAAUAUUACGGUAACUAGAUCAACAUCGCUAAAUACUCUCACCAACAUUCUUAUCCACUAUGUGGUUCAGGAAAAGGUAACUGGCUUAUUUAUUGAAACUCAUAAUAUUCAGGAAAAUUGCGUAGAAGAGUCCACCUUCGAUAUUGAUCAUAUUGUUUCCGCCGCAAUCUCGGCCUUCGAGUGGUAA